AUGGACGAUGAAGCAGUGCGACUGGAAGAAAUACAGUCAAUUGAAGCGAUUUUUAGCGAUAUUGUUUUUUUGGAAAGUGAAACUCGCAUUGUUGUCAAAUUUGAUUCUAGUGUACAGCUAACAGUUGAUUUACCAUUCGAUUAUCCAUCAAGGUCACCUCCAAGUUUUGAGUUUAGUGGCCCAUCGUUAACACCUGAACAAAAACGGAUGAUAACGAACGAAUUACAAGAAAUAUAUAUGCGUCAUUUAGGAGAGCCAGUUCUUUAUCAAUGGAUUGAAUAUUUGAAUAGAUUUUUGGAGGAUAUGCAGAGGAAAACUGUUGCAGAAGAAAAAAAAGAACCUUAUGUCAUUGAAUCGACAUCGAGUAAUAUGGAUAAAUCCUUAGAUAAAAAAGUACCACCAUUUAUCAGUGGAGAUGUUAUUUGUGAUCGUAAAAGUACGUUUCAAGCACACGUUGCUGCCAUUACAUCGGAAGAAGAGGCUAUGCUUGUUUUAAAUAAAUUAAAAGAAAAUGGUAAAAUAGCUCGUGCUACUCAUAAUAUUUAUGCCUGGAAUGUGGAUAAAAUUGUCAGUGGUCGAUUAAUAAAACAACAUGAUUGCGAGGAUGAUGGAGAGACAGGCGCUGGCGCAAAAUUACUGAAUCUACUCGAUAUGAUGAAAGCUCGCAAUGUAAUCGUCAUCGUUACACGUUGGUAUGGCGGUAUCCAUCUUGGUCCGGACAGGUUCAGGCAUAUAUGUAAUGUAGCUCGUGAAAUACUUCUUCAAAAUGGAUUUUCAAAUCGCUCAUAG
Messenger RNA from Dracunculus medinensis (Guinea worm), 789 nucleotides. The record is from the annotation of a GenBank genome assembly. Lineage: Eukaryota; Metazoa; Nematoda; Chromadorea; Rhabditida; Dracunculidae.